Fragaria vesca subsp. vesca is the source of this 444-nucleotide messenger RNA. Its product is annotated as RNA-binding protein with multiple splicing 2-like. The record is from RefSeq and is a predicted model, not a curated record. Gene Ontology annotation, molecular function: mRNA binding. NCBI's taxonomy places the organism in Eukaryota, Viridiplantae, Streptophyta, Magnoliopsida, Rosales, Rosaceae. The transcript has 2 exons. Bases 1 to 444 code for a protein of 147 amino acids.
AUGACCGGCGUCGACAUCCACCCCUACCACCAGCAAUGGGCCCUGGCGGUAGCCCCUCAUCCUCCCCCGGCCGUCGUCGCCGCUGCGCCUCCACCUCCUCCUCACCACCUCGUCGACAACCCCAACCGGCCCGCUAACGACAAGGUCCGCACCAUCUUCAUCACCGGUCUUCCCGAAGAUGUCAAGGAGAGGGAGAUACAGAACCUCCUGAGAUGGCUUCUCGGCUACGAGGUCUCUCAGGUCAACUACAAAGGCGAGAAGCCGAUGAGCUUUGCGCUCUUCGCCACCGCUCAGCAGGCUAUUGCUGCCAAAGACGCUUUUCAGAGUAUGGUUUUCGAUACGGAAUCAAAGGCGAUGUUGCAUACGGAGAUGGCGAAGAAGAAUCUGUUUGUGAAAAGAGGUGAGAAUGCUACUGAGUUUUUGGUCUGGGUUCGAAAGCGUUAA